Molecule: messenger RNA, 1949 nt
Organism: Syzygium oleosum
Lineage: Eukaryota; Viridiplantae; Streptophyta; Magnoliopsida; Myrtales; Myrtaceae
Exons: 12
Coding region: 192-1367 (391 amino acids)
Biological process (GO): protein phosphorylation
Cellular component (GO): chloroplast
Molecular function (GO): protein kinase activity; ATP binding
Source: RefSeq, a predicted model, not a curated record
GUAAUGCACAGUACUUGGCCCAAGUCGAGGUUGAGGCCAAGGCCGAGGCCUGGAUGAUCGAUCUCAUCGUUUAUGAAUAGUCCAACUCCACUCCAGCCUCACCUCACUCUGCUUCUGCUUCGGCAUCAGCAUCGGCAUCAGCAUCAGCGUUACCCACACACCCAGAAAGGAAGGAACCGAAGCAGAGGACAAUGCUUCUCCUUUCACUCCUCCCCAUCUCGCUCCCUCUUCACACUCAAAAACCUCGCACCCUUAGUUGCAAAGCCACUCUCAACCUCAUCACCGACUCCGAUUCCUUCCAGGUCGGACGCCUUCUAGGCAGUUAUGGCUUCAUCAACAUCACCAGCUAUUCGGGCCUCCAAUCGAGUUCAGAUUCUGGGCAGUUCAAGAUCCAGGACGUCGGUGAAGGCAGUGUCAAAAUCAGGCUUUACGAAGGCAGAGUCGUCCAGGGUUCCCUCUCUGGCUCUUCUGUCAUCUUUAAGGUGUAUCCUGGACAACGAGCUGGUGGUACUGAGGCCGAUAUGAUGGCUGCCAACGAGCUCAAUUCUCAUGCCUUCCUUCAGAGCAGUCCAAAGGGCAUUUCUCAGAAUCUUUUGAUGCUGAUAGGUGGCUUUGAGACAACAACUGGGGAACAGUGGCUUGCUUUCCGGAAUGAUGGCAUAUAUAGUGCUGCAGACUAUGCGAAAGUCUCCAGUGAAAAAUUAUCAAAGAGCCGAUCUCUGGGAGUAGGCAUGUCAUGGAACUACUUUGAACAAGAAGAGAUAGUCAGACGCAAAAGAUUCUUCGUUAUUAAGCUUCUGCAAGGUGCUAUGCUCGGUCUUGCUUUCAUGCAUGAGCAUGAAAGGUUACAUCAGAGUCUUGGUCCUUCUUCGGUUGUUCUCAAUACCAUAACAGAGAGGGAUGCUGCUUACUUGGUUCCAAGACUUCGAGAUCUAGCAUUUUCUGUCGAUAUCAGGUACUCAUACCUAGAAGAAGGUCGCGGAAUGCUCUCUGAACAACUUUGGAGACGUGCAGCUGCUGCUGGUGCCAUUACACCAUUUGAGAAAAGAGCCUUUGCAAUAGCUGAUGACAUAUAUGAAGCGGGUCUUCUUUUGGCUUACCUGGCUUUUGUUCCAUUUUGUGAAUCAGGCAUAAUUGAUAGCCUCUCUUUGCAAAGGCUACUGGAGAACACUUUCAAACUAGAUAUUGAAGCCACAAGAGAGUAUUGUUUGGCAGAUGACCGCUUAUUAGAAGCCGUGAAGUUUCUCGAUCUAGGUGAUGGAGCUGGUUGGGAAUUGCUUCAGGCUAUGCUCAACCCCGACUAUCGAAAGCGGCCAAUAGCAGAAGCUGUAGCAAAGCACCGAUUCAUGACCGGUGCUGUUCUCUAAAUGUGGAAUCAAUGAUUCAUGACUGGUGCCGCUCUGCAAUGACGUGCAAGUGGAGGAACUCUAUGUUAUUAUGAACUAUUCUGCCUAAGUGCACUUUCAUCCUCUGGCCUGGGAUAGUGGAAUUGUAGUCUCAAUUGCAAAGCCUGUGUGCCGACCCAACAGAUUGUGCUGUUGCAAAAAGAUAGAGACUGAACUAGAAAGAAAGUCGAACUCGCAGAUCCCAGAAGUCCGAUGAGCAAAAUCUAGUUGAGAAGGAGGUACGGAAGUCGAUAAUAUACUUUUCUGACAAGGAUACGGAACACACUCUAGGAUUAUUUUCGAAGAAGAUAAGGAAAGAAAUGGCAGCAGUAUAAGGAGAGAUGGCGAUUACGGGUCGUUGGUGAUUGUGGAAAGUGGUGGAGAACUUGAAUACGAAGCAUUGACAGAUUAGAGUUCUCCCAGAGUCUCCUCCUCUAUGUAAUAUGCGACUCUCUUGUUUUCAUCCGCUGUGUCAGCUCGGUGAAUAUCGAUUAGCCUCUAUGAUGCAUGCUAAGUUAACAAGACGAGGGAAGUGAGGUCUUGGUGUUGUUGGAUUCUCUCAAA